Messenger RNA from Trichoderma citrinoviride, 1593 nucleotides. RefSeq names its product TIM44 subunit of mitochondria import inner membrane translocase. The coding region runs from base 1 to 1593 and encodes 530 amino acids. The record is from RefSeq and is a predicted model, not a curated record. NCBI's taxonomy places the organism in Eukaryota, Fungi, Ascomycota, Sordariomycetes, Hypocreales, Hypocreaceae. Gene Ontology annotation, cellular component: mitochondrial inner membrane. Gene Ontology annotation, molecular function: protein-folding chaperone binding. Gene Ontology annotation, biological process: protein import into mitochondrial matrix. The transcript has 2 exons.
AUGAACUCUCUUGCCCGCAGCGCCGCCAAUUCGCAGAAUGGCCUCUCGAGGGCCUCUCUUCGCCUUGCCCCCGCCUGCAGCCCGUGUCCCGCCGCAUACACUCGGUUAGCUUCUCAGUUUGCGCAGAAGCCCAUCCGCAAUGCUGCGAGCGUCGAACGUGCAGCGCUUCCAUCUGCGCUGUCGACGCCGCUGCGAUCGACUUUUCUGCCUGCCGAUUUGCGAGUCGCUUCCGCUGCGUCACAGUCCCGCUUCCUGCAUGUAAGCGGCCGGAGACUGCAGGAGGACAAGGUCAAGACCGAGGCCAAGGCUGAGGCCAAGACUAAAGUCGAAGAGGAGCCGGCCAAGGAUUCCGAGGAGAAGGCCGAUGGAAAGGAGGAGGCCAAGGAAGAAAACGGAGACGAGGGCAAGGAAAAGAAGGAGGAUCUUCCCCCUCCCCCGCCGCAUGGUGACAAGACCCCUUGGCAGGUGUUCAUGGAGACGAUGAACACUGAGCUUCAAAAGUCCCAGGAAUGGAACGAGUCGACCAAGCAGAUUGCUGCGUCCGCAACCCAGCUUGCCGAGAGCGAAUCCGUUCGACGAGCUCGCGAGGCUUACGAAAAGUCCACCGGAGCCAUCUCACAAACUACAUCCAAGGUAGCCAAGACCACCGCUACAGCCAUUGGAAAGGGCGCGGCCUGGACCUGGGACACAUCGGUCAUGAAGGGUGUGCGAAAGGCUGCCAACGUCACUGGCGAAGCCGUCGACAAGGCCACCAAGCCCAUUCGAGAGACCGAAGCCUUCAAGAACGUCAAGAAUGUCAUCGAUGAUGGCAGCUCAUCCCGGUACGGUGGCUGGGUUGAUAAGGAGGAGCGUAAGAGGAGGAGGGAGCAGCUGGCAAAGGAGCGUGGUGAAGACGAGGUCCUCCAGGAAGAUCCCAACGCCGGAACCAACAUUACCCUGCACAAGGACGCAGCUUGGAAAGAAGCCUGGAGGGAUUUCCGAGACAGCAACAAGUUUGUCCAGAAUGUCUUCAGCUUGAAGGGCAAGUACGAAGAAUCAGAGAACCCCCUCAUUUCGACGGCGCGCAGCAUCACCGACACGAUUGGCGGCUUCUUCGCCGAGAACGAGACGGCCAUGGUCAUCAAGAAGUUCCGCUCCAUGGACCCCAGCUUCCGGACCGAGCCCUUCCUGACGGAGUUGCGCGAGUACAUCCUCCCCGAGGUGCUGGACGCCUACGUCAAGGGAGACACCGAGGUGCUGAAGCAGUGGCUCUCGGCCGCGCAGUUCUCCGUCUACGAGGCUCUCACGAAGCAGUACCUCCAGGCUGGCAUGAAGUCGGACGGCCGCAUCCUGGACAUCCGGAACGUGGACAUUCUCAAGGCCCGUAUGCUGGAUCCUGGCGAGAUUCCCGUCUUCAUCAUCACAUGCCGAACCCAGGAGGUGCACGUUUACCGCAAUGCCAAGACGAACGAGCUGGCCGCCGGCAUGGAAGACCGGGUGCAGCAGGUGACGUAUGCCAUUGGCAUCACCAGGGUGCCCGAGGACGUCAACAACCCGGAGACGAGGGGCUGGCGUCUGAUUGAGAUGCAGAAGAGCGGACGAGACUGGGUCUAA